Molecule: messenger RNA, 6589 nt
Organism: Pseudoliparis swirei
Lineage: Eukaryota; Metazoa; Chordata; Actinopteri; Perciformes; Liparidae
Gene: foxp2
Product: forkhead box P2
Biological process (GO): regulation of transcription by RNA polymerase II
Cellular component (GO): nucleus
Molecular function (GO): DNA-binding transcription repressor activity, RNA polymerase II-specific; RNA polymerase II cis-regulatory region sequence-specific DNA binding
Source: RefSeq, a predicted model, not a curated record
AUACUUGCUUGGCGGGGAUACUGCUUGAUGUGUGUUUGAAUCGUAACGGGGAAAAAACAAGCCGCGUCUUCCUCGCAUUGCACGUCAUUCAAACAGGACUCGGUGUACUGCUUUUCCCUCUGUUGCAUUAGUAAUAACAGCGGCGUUGACGGGAGACAGCAGGAGAGAGAGAGAGAGUGUGUGUGUCUCCGACAGCGGUGCCCAGCGGAGGAAUAUUCGAGCUUUUUUUUAUUUACUCUGCAGCUUGUUGUUCCUAUUCUCCCGUGUUAUGGUGAACUUGGACGGUCACGUGCGAAGAUCUCUGCAAACAUAGAGAACGGCGGCUUCUCACCUGCCGCGUGUGUUUGACUUUUCCUAUUUUUUUUGCUUUCUCCGCGAGGAAAAAUAAAAAAGGCUAUACCUGCCAUUUUUUUUGUGAUAGCUGACAUCGCCGGACUUCUCGUGCUCCCGUGACGGACGACGACAGCAAGUUCUCUCCCUCAGGGAUGAAAUAUGCACACUCUGUGCCCUUAGAAAAAAGCAGACGACACACCCCGUAAAAGUCCAAAGUGGUUUUAAAUCAUGAUGAUGCAGGAGUCGGCCAGAGAGACAAUAAGCAACAGUUCAAUGAGUCAAAAUGGAAUGAGCACCCUAAGCAGCAGCCAAUUAGAGGCUGGCAGCAGAGAUGGGAGAUCAAGCGCUGGUGACAUGAGCAGCGAAGUAAGCACAGUCGAGCUGCUGCAUCUGCAACAACAGCAGGCCCUACAUGCAGCGAGGCAAUUACUCUUGCACCAACCAGGCAUUGGCCUGAAAUCUCCAAAGAGCCGGGACAAGCAUCGUCCACUGCAGGUACCAGUGUCAGUGGCCAUGAUGAGUCCCCAGGUGAUCACGCCGCAACAGAUGCAGCAGAUCCUCCAGCAGCAGGUGCUCUCCCCCCAGCAGCUCCAGGCCCUGCUCCAGCAGCAGCAGGCUGUGAUGCUGCAGCAGCAACACCUGCAGGAGUUUUAUAAGAAACAACAGGAGCAGCUUCACCUGCAGCUCCUCCAGCAGCAGCACCCUGGCAAGCAGGCGAAAGAGCAACAGCAUCAGCAGCAGCAGCUGGCCGCCCAGCAGCUCGUCUUCCAGCAGCAGCUCCUGCAGAUGCAGCAGCUCCAGCAGCAGCAGCACCUGCUCAACAUGCAGCGGCAGGGCCUGCUCUCGCUGCCGGGGCCCGCGCCCGGCCAGGCCGCCCUGCCCGGACAGACCCUGCCCCAUCAAGGCCUGAGCCCCGCAGAGCUCCAGCAGUUGUGGAAGGACGUCACCGAGGCGGCGGGCGGCGGCGGCCACGCCAUGGAGGACAACGGCAUCAAACACAGCAACAGUGGCGGGGGUGGCGGCGGCGGGGGUGGCUGCGGCGGCGGUUUAGACCUCUCCACCAACAACUCUUCCUCAACUACCUCCUCCUCCAAUCCCGCCAAAGCGUCGCCGCCCAUCUCUCACCAUUGCAUCGCCAACGGACAGUCCCCCGCCCUCAACCACAGAAGAGAGAGGGAGCGAGAACGAGAGCGGGAGCGGGAGCGGGAGCGAGAGAGUUUACUACAUGAAGAAUGUGGAGGCACCCACCCCCUGUACGGCCACGGCGUGUGCAAGUGGCCCGGCUGUGAGAACAUCUGCGAGGACUUCGGACAGUUUUUGAAGCAUUUAAACAGUGAACAUGCCCUCGAUGAUCGGAGCACAGCCCAGUGUAGAGUCCAAAUGCAAGUCGUACAGCAGCUGGAAAUACAACUUUCUAAAGAACGUGAGCGUCUUCAGGCGAUGAUGGCCCACUUGCACAUGCGGCCCUCGGAACCCAAGUCAUCUCCCAAACCACUCAACUUGGUGUCCAGCAUCACCAUGUCCAAGAACUUGCCCUCCGCAUCGCCCCCCAACUUACCUCAGACGCCCACCACGCCCACAGCGCCCAUCACCCCCAUGGCCGCCAUGCCCCAGGUGCCAUCAAUACUGGGAGGAGCGAACGUCCCCAGUAUGGGAGCCAUGCGCAGACGCCACUCGGACAAAUACUGCAUGCCUCUGUCGUCAGGUGGUGACACAGUAUUUAUUUUUCCGGAGAUUGCCCCAAACUACGAGUUUUAUAAGAACGCAGAUGUCAGACCGCCAUUUACUUAUGCAACCCUCAUAAGACAGGCUAUCAUGGACUCUGCCGACAUGCAGUUAACGCUGAAUGAAAUCUACAGCUGGUUCACGCGCACGUUCGCCUACUUCAGACGCAACGCCGCAACUUGGAAGAACGCCGUUCGCCACAACCUGAGCCUGCACAAGUGCUUUGUGCGCGUGGAGAACGUGAAGGGGGCGGUGUGGACGGUCGACGAGAUGGAGUACCAGAGACGCAGGUCACAGAAGAUCACAGGAAGCCCAUCACUUGUCAAGAACCUUCCCUCCAGUCUCGGCUAUGGAAGUUCACUAAACGCCAGCUUACAGGCUGCUCUGGCUGAGACCUCCCUGCCCUUGCUGGGGACCCCCGGCCUCAUGAACAGCGGCUCCUCGGGCCCGAUGGGCGGCGGCUGCCACGGCCUCCUGGGCGGAGACCCGUCCAUCCUCCCGCCCGGCAUGCUGGGCGGGAGUCCGCACGGACUGCUGGGCGGCAGCCCCCCCACCCUGAUGCACUCGGCCCACGACGGCUUCAACGGCUCACUCGACCACCUGGACACCAACGGACACGGCAGCCCCGGAUACUCCCCGCCAGUACACAUGCCCAUUUACGUGAAGGAGGAGCCACUCAACAUGGAUGAAGACGACUGUCCGAUGUCACUGGUGACGACAGCCAAUCACAGUCCAGAGCUGGACGACGACCGGGAGCUGGAGGAAGGGAACUUAUCAGAGGACCUGGAGUGACUAGGACACAGUUUAUGGUCGACAUGCCCCUCCCCCCAGCCGCACUGUUACUCUCACACAAACCUCCUGCAGACUCGAAAAACCCACUCCACAGUCCAAGCAACCACAGCUGACUCUCUCUCUGUCUCUCUCACCACUGGGACUAUUUAUUGAGCAUGCAUCCGGAUGGAGCCCGGUCCAAAGGAACUCUUUGUUGCAGCCCUUUGGGAUCCCCACACAUGACAGGCAUGAGAUGUCUGAUUAGAAGAAUUAACUCUUUGAGACCUAUUUCAUUUGACGAGGCGUGGCCACACACACAGUACAAGGAUGACGGACUCACGGAUGGGGGGGGAAGACAUGAAACAAAUGAGCAAAUCAUGUUCCGUUGAAAGCUAGCGGCCUCAUAUACUGCCAAAAAGGAAGACGUUUUAUGUUUGUGAAUAGUCCAACCCCCCAGUAGUUGUUUGUGUCUAGAGACGAUUGCUGGUUCAAUUCAAGUUGUUGCUCUGUUAUCAUUUGCACAGGAGUAGUCUCAGAAAUGUGUGUCACUGCCUGUAUGUUGCUACUAUAAUGAAAACCAGUAUAUUAUUUUUAGCUUCUUUUUUUAAUUUCCCAUCGUUAAUUUCUAAAUCAGAUUUUUGUUUUGUUUUAGACACCAACAACUGUAAAUGCCAUUCCCUGAAUCACAGCAGUAGUGGAGACGCGGUACCCAGACUGUUGUUGCAGCUGUCCAGAGAGAUAAAAAAGUGGAGGAGAAAAAAAAAGAAGAAGAAAAAAGUUUGCUUCCAGUCUAUUAUCUGUUUGUGAUUAAAAGUUUUUUUUAAAAGAAGGAAAAAAAGGAAAUUAAGAUGGGGAGGGGAAAUAAUAGUUUGUAUAAAGCACCAUUUACAAAACAAAUGCAUUUGCGCAUCAUUUCCUUCUCGCUGUUCUCCUUACCUCCUCGUUCUAAAGCUUUGUCUACCUGCAAACAGUCACAGGCAACAGCUAGAAACCAAAGCCAACACGAGCAAUGGCCAAUAGCUUACAGGCAGAAGCCACCAAACUCCUCUUGGUCCGUCUUCUGUGACUUUAAACUAGUACAAAGAGAAGCUUUUGUUCCGCAAACUACCUUCGAAUAACCUCUGGGAUUGUUUCAUUUAGCCCAAUACAAAGAUGAUCACGAAGUAAAAGAGAGAGCGGGGUGGGGGGGGGGGGGGGGAGGGAAGUAAAUGCUGAUGAUUUUGAUGUGUAAUUUGAUAACUCGCUGAAUGUUCUGCCAGACGUACUAAUAGGUCAAAAGGUGAUGUGAUAUUUGAACUGCAGGCAUUUAUUUUUGUUGUGAUUUGACUGGUAGAGAGCAGAUAACUGUAAAAGUGGAUCCUGACCAAAACAAAACAUUUAUGUAUUCAAUGGAAGUGCAGAAACAUUGUGUUGUUGUGAAGUUUAUUUUCUUCCUUUUCUUUUCUUCUUUUUUAUGCAUUGCCACAUCACACGUUAGUUGUUUUUUUCCACAAUCUUUUUUUUUCUUUUCUUUUUUUUCUGACCUGGUGAAUAUGUAUUGUUCUAAGUGGGACUGUCGAAAAAAUAAUGUCACGUCUUAUUUCCGUGGCGGUUUUGUUUCCGAGCCGCGUCGAGAGAAAAAAACCGAAACUGAAAACAUCGCUAACCAAACAUGAGAAAUAUCUAGUGAAGCCAAAUAAGUCAUAAUUUCAAGUUGAUAUGAAAUGGCUCGGUUACCAUGUAAAAGCAAAUAAUAAUAGCCAUUGAGGAAGAGGAUAUCUUAGGUGAAAGUUCACCUUUUCUCGGUGACAUUAGCUUUAACGUCAUCCAGUUCUCAUUGUGGGGUUCAUAGCUUCUAAACUAUACGGAUACCACCGGUGUCGCCACUGAUCCCUCCGUAUGGGUCACCAGCUGUUUAUAACACACUCGGUCCUCAGAGAGGACGAAAGAGGAAGUAGUUCACUUGAAGGCUACGUCCACUUCGUUUCCCUCCGCAGCUAAUCUCAUCUAGAAAAGUGUUGUUGCUUUAAUGGUCAUUUCUGUUUUCAGUAAACCAAAGUUACACAAAAUUCUGCCUCCUCUUGUAUGGGAUAACAAAAUGCUAAAACACCAACACACACAUAUACACCUUGUCAGCAUACAUGCAGGCGAACACACACACACACACACACACGCAGCCCCCGAGCUUUUGGUCUCCGGACCCUCUUGUUUCGGUUAACGGCUCUCCGGCUGCGGGACACGCUGUCAAAGAACCGCCGAGUGGCUUCGUAUUGUGCUGUAACGACCAAAAUGGAAACACUGUUUUCAAGCGCUGUGCCAAGCCGAGAGCUUUAACACGCACACACACGUGCAGUACUGUACCAACACGCAGCCUGUAAAUACACACGCACACACACACACACACACACACACACGUGUGCGCCAGUUCCACGUCAAGAGGGUACUGGGCCCAGGAACAAAGCUUAUCCCUUCAAUACUUAGCUGGAGUCAGCGAAAAAACGACUUGAAGACGACGUUCUUAAUAAUCUUAUCACACCAAAUAAAGAGGACGCCGCGUCUUUCAAACUAAAAGAAGAGAAGGAAAAAAAAGGGUUCUCCCACUUCCCCCCCCCCCCCCCCCCCAAAAAAAAGGCUUUCUAAAAGCUUCUACCUCUGCGCAACAAAAUUCAGAACUAAUUAUGACAGAUUGCACGAGUUAUUUGGAACGCCACAAAAGCUCAUCGGACGUGGCUCAAACCAACGUUUACAUUCCCUGCGUCAAGAUACGGAAGAUUUGCAUCGUAAUAGGUUGUCCUCAAACAUUUGUAGAAUGAUAAUGUAUAGAUUACCUGUAAGGGAAUAUUGUGUUUUAAAAAUGCAUGUCUAAAAAAAAAAAAUCAUUUGGUGGACUGGAAACAAGAAUGGAUAAAAAGAAUACUAAUAAAAAUCAUCGGGACGAUGGCCUAAAUGUACGUACCAACGCAUAGGAGUGCGUUACCUCAGAUAUACUGUUUUGGGAGGGAUACAACCUGUCAGCCACAGAAUGCAUAUUACCUGUAGAUUUGCAUGGGUUUUGUAUAAAUUAAGUUUAAAAAAAUGUCUAAAAUAGUUGCUUGCACAUAAUACCAGAAAGACCUCCAGAACUGCGAUCUGCUCCUCCACUAGAUUUUAGGAUUGUCUGGAUUUUCUGGGUUGAUUUUGUCUGUAUUUUGAUAACUGUGCAUACUUAUGUAAAAAAAAAAAUGUUGGUGGACCCAUAAAUUUACCAGACUUUUUUCUAAGAGAAAAAAAAAAUCUCAGUGUUUCUUUUCUGACGUACCUGAAUUUUUACUGUUUCUCUCUCAUUGCUCGCUAAGAAUAGCAAAACCUGCUUUUUCUGCAUCUGCUUUGCGUAGCUGUAAGGCUUAACCUAAUGUGUGUAUUUAUUGCUUGUACCUCUGUGCAUACUUUAUGAAGCAUUAUGUCUGGCAGUUGAGUCAUGUAUCCUUUCUACUGCUAUCCUUCUCUAAUAAUUGGGAACAUGAUCCCCCUAUGUAUACAGUAAAUUGGGACUGUAGCAAACAUAUGUUUAUGUAAUUGGUGAAAAAAUUUUUUUUCCGUUUUUGUUUCAUUUCCCUUUUGAUCGAGAUUCAACUACUUGUUUUGAUACUUUUCAUUACUGUUUACUGUGUCCAUACGUUAAAGGUUCUCUGACAUUAGAAGGUCGUGGUUGAGAAUUGUAACAGACGUUAUUAUUUUCUGUAUUCAUGGCAUUUCACUGCUGAAUAAAAUAAAGGACCAAAACUUGGAAUUUGAAAAGCAA